UUUUCUGGUGUUUUGUUAUUCAGUUUGUGAGUUUGAGAUGGGAGGACCUGAAGGAAUUGUGGAAUCUGUACAAAUUGUUAAAGAAGGAAAAGCUUCUGAAACUGAAGCAGUAGACUGUAAAUGGUACAUCCGAGCACCACCCCGAUCCAAGAUCUACUUGCGAUUCUUGGACUACGAGAUGCAGAAUUCCAACGAAUGCAAAAGGAAUUUUGUAGCAGUCUAUGACGGAAGCAGCUCCGUGGAGGAUUUGAAGGCAAAGUUCUGCAGCACUGUUGCUAAUGAUGUCAUGCUGAGGACAGGUCUGGGUGUAAUCCGCAUGUGGGCAGAUGAAGGCAGUCGAAACAGCCGAUUCCAGAUGCUCUUCACAUCCUUCCAAGAACCCCCUUGUGAAGCCAACACAUUCUUUUGCCACAGUAAUAUGUGUAUAAAUAAUACACUGGUCUGCAAUGGGCUCCAGAAUUGUGUGUAUCCCUGGGAUGAAAACCACUGCAAAGAAAAAAGAAAAGCAAACCUAUUGGACCAACUUACCAAUACCAGUGGGACUAUAAUUGGGGUGACUUCUUGCAUUGUGAUCAUCCUCAUUGUUAUCUCUAUUAUAGUACAGAUCAAGCAGCCUCGUAAAAAAUUUGUCCAAAGGAAAACAGACUUUGAUCAAACAGUGUUCCAGGAGGUAUUUGAGCCUCCUCAUUAUGAGUUAUGCACCCUUAGAGGGACAGGGACUACAGCUGACCUUGCUGACGUUGCAGAUGACUUUGAAAAUUAUCAUAAACUGCGGAGAUCCUCUUCAAAAUGCAUUCAUGACCAUCACUGUGGAUCACAAGUGUCUAGUAUUAAGGGCAGCCGUAGUAACCUCAGCACAAGAGAUGCUUCUGUCUUGACAGAAAUACAACCCCAGCCUGUAAAACCACUUGUUCAGCCCAUGAACAGGAGAAAUAUCCUUGUCAUGAAGCAUAGCUACUCACAAGAUGCUGCAGAUGCGUGCGAGAUAGACGAAAUCGAAGAGGUGCCAACCACAAGUCACAGGCUGUCCAGACAUGAUAAAGCUGUUCAGCGGUUCUGCCUCAUUGGGUCUCUAAGCAAACAUGAAUCUGAGUACAACACAACUAGGGUCUAAGAGAAAAACCUGAGACUGCUUGARAAUAGUGCGCUCCUGGGUGAUUUUGAACAUGCUACAAUGAAAUAUGAAACUAUCGUCCUUGGAAACACCAGCUAGAGGUUUUAUGGACUCUCUGACCAGCUAUGCUCUUAUCAUGAACAAAAUUCAGCAGUGUCGAGUAAAAUUACUAGAAGGCAAUAAGACUUUGGUUAUUAUGCUUAUCAGUCAUUUCUCUUUUUCUUUUUCUCUCUUCUUUUUGUUGCAAGUAAAAUUCCCAAUUUCAGGAACAAUUUAUUGAAAUCAGGUAUUUAGCCAUUCAUAACCACUUSAAUAGAAACGUUUGUUGGAUACGCAUCUAGCAAUAUGACUGAAUUUGACAUUGAGAAAUUAAUCUGCAUGUAUGUUACUGAAUAUUUGAGUUGGCAAAAAUCCCUUUAUUAGAUACAUUGUAAAAAGCAUGCAUUCACAGUUAUUGCUGUUACUGUUCCAUUUCUGUGUCAUAUGCUUGCUACUUGUAACUUUUUAUAUAAAAAUACAUAAAACAAUGUAUAAUAAUUUCGUACCUUGAGUUUAAUGCAAUGUUUUCUUUUACCUAAUUUACCAAUCCUGUGUAAGUCAGGAGAUUAAACUCAAAAUGUAGCUCCUAGGAACUUGAAGCACAGAUAUAGCAGAGAAUCAACUGCCUUUUCACCCCUCACUGAAAAGCAGAAUACAUUAUAUUUUUAAGAUUUAAAGGAAUUCAUAAUAGGUUGAUCACUUAAUUUAAUUUAAAAGAUUUGUGAUAAACCGUGUUUGCAGUUUGAUACUCUUAAAUAAUUUAUUUCCAUGGGAAGUAUUAGGAAGUUUUCUUCAGUAUGGUAGAGUUGCAGAUUGUUACCAGUUACACAAAUCUUAUGCUUGGGCUCCAGUUUUAGAAAUACAGACAUAAGCCACUUCUUUAAGCAAGAUAAAAUUAUAUCUCUAAUUCAAGCUGUAAGUAUUAGUAAUCAGCACCAAAAUCAAACCUGAAAGGUUAUGUUAUUAAGGAAUUAUUAUAUAUUGAAGAGCCACUAUUGUGUGAAGGUGAAAGUCCUCUCAUCUAAGAAUUCCAAAACCAUGGAUAAAAUCACAGUUUCACUAUCUAUUUAAAGUCUAUCUUCCAAAWUCUGUUUCAAAACAAAUCCCAUCAUAUUCUUAAACAUCAUGUAUCAUUCAUAGUUGUUAGGUUUUUCUGCAUCAAAUGUUGUUAGAUU
Messenger RNA from Malurus melanocephalus (red-backed fairy wren), 2328 nucleotides. RefSeq names its product neuropilin and tolloid-like protein 1. The record is from RefSeq and is a predicted model, not a curated record. Gene Ontology annotation, molecular function: protein binding. The transcript is spliced from 6 exons. The coding region runs from base 38 to 1114 and encodes 358 amino acids. Lineage: Eukaryota; Metazoa; Chordata; Aves; Passeriformes; Maluridae.